UCCUCUCCCCUACUAGUGUAGUGCUGCCUGUCUGCCUGCCGGAGCAGCGGUUUCUGUUUUCAUUACUGGGAAAAAAAGAGAAAGUGUAGCGUGCCGUGCCUUGCUGCGCGAGUUAGCGCUAGUCUCCGCUACACUCUGAGGCGGACCGACAGGAUCGGUGUGUGUGUGUGCGUGAGAGACAGCGAGAGUGUGUAUCUGUGCUUGAGUGUGAGAGAGAGAGUCUGUGGUGUGGCGCGCCGUGUUGUCGUUGGGGAGUUAAGUCACAUGCUCGUCUCUCUCUCUCUCUCUCUCUCUCUAUCUCUCCCUCUUUCCCUCUCUCCCUCCCUCUCUCUCCCUUUCUCUCUCACUCGUUCUGUCUCCUGUGCUUGUCUGCCUGGGAUCCAGCGGGCUGCUCCAGCCAUGAUCGUUCUAGCCGCGGGAGCUGAAGGCUGAGGGCACUGCACCGACAAGGGGAGACGAGCUUGCUCUCUGUGGCUACUUCAGGAAGUGCCUUGGCCAGCGUCUGCCGCAGCUAGGAUCUGCUGCUAGAGCUCUGCUUUUCUUGCCGCGCUUGCUGUUGGCACCUAAAGUAGCGAGCGAUCGAGUGAUCGAGAGAGCCAGUGAUCGAGGGAUCCAGUGAGUGGACGGACGGGUGAUCAAGCAGUCGGACUCACGGAACUCACGAAGCUCACCGCCAAUCGCCUCAAUCAACAGCCAAUCCGUGACCUGGGUAAAACAUCCAGCCUCACCCUCCCUCACGCCAAAACGCACCCCCCACACCACCACCCAACAGUGUUCAUACAGGACUCCAGUUGACCUGUCCAGGACUCAGGAAAUCAACCUGCUCUCCUACCUUCAACCCCCCCACACCCCCCCUCAUCCACCCCCCCGAAGGCCUAAGGAAAGGCAGCCGCCUCUCGACGGAUCUAUGCUGCAGAGCAGAGAGAGAAAACGUUCAUUCUGAUUUUGGAUCCAGUUUGAUUGUUUUUUUCUAAUUUGUGCUUUUUAUUUUUUGGGGGAAUAGCAGAACUCACCAGGAGGGCUUUUUUAACACAUAGAUCUCUAGGGCUGUUACCAGCCACUCGGUUGAGUGCCGUCUUUUUACAGCCUUUUACAACUUUGACUUGGAUUUACUCUUUUUCAGAUCCUUUUAAUUGUUGCCACCCCCUCGUCCAAAAAAACACCCCCACCCCCUUCCUCCUCCGUGUGCUGCGCGUGCUUCUCGGUGCGCUGUGUGGUGUCGUCGUUGCUGUUGCCGUGCGGACAACCUUGUGCUGAGUCGAGUCGAGAGCCGAGAGCCGAGAGCCGAGAGCCGAGCGCCUGAGCGCCGAGCAACGGACGGGGUAACCAUGGCGAUGAACAUGGCGCACAUGCGGGACACCAAGUGGCUGACGCUGGAGGUGUGCCGAGAGUUCCAGCGAGGCUCCUGCUCGCGCUCCGCCGACGAGUGCAAGUUCGCCCACCCGGCCAAGAGCUGCCAGGUCGACAACGGACGCGUCAUCGCCUGCUUUGACUCCCUCAAGGGUCGCUGCUCCAGAGAGAACUGCAAGUACCUGCACCCUCCUCCGCACCUGAAGACGCAGCUGGAGAUUAACGGCCGCAACAACCUGAUCCAGCAGAAGAACAUGGCCAUGCUGGCCCAGCAGAUGCAGCUAGCCAGCGCCAUGAUGCCCGGCACACAGCUGCAACCCAUGAUGCAGCUCGGUAGUGCCAUGAUGCCCGGCACCCAGCUGCUGCCCAUGCCCAUGUUCUCUGUCGCCCCAAGCCUUGCCGCCUCCAACGCCAAUGCUGCUGCCGCUGCGGCGGCCGCCGCUGCCUUCAACCCGUACCUGGGUCCCGUGUCCCCCGGCCUGAUGGCCCAGGAGAUCAUGCCCAACGCCCCCAUGCUGAUGACCAGCAAUCCCAGUAUGCAACAGCAGCCGCCACCCACGCAGAAGCUCAUGAGGACAGAUCGGCUCGAGGUGUGCCGCGAGUACCAGCGCGGCAACUGCUCGCGGGGAGAGAACGACUGCCGCUUCGCACACCCGUCCGACAGCACCAUGAUCGACACCAACGACAACACCGUCACCGUCUGCAUGGACUACAUCAAGGGCCGCUGCUCGCGUGACAAGUGCAAAUACUUCCACCCGCCUACCCACCUCCAGGUCAAGAUCAAGGCCGCCCAGCACCAGCUCAGCCAAGCCUCUGCUGCCGCUGCCGUGACUCAGUCGGCUGUCAAAUCACUGAAGCGACCCCUCGAGGCCACCUUUGACCUGGGAAUGCCCCACACUGUCAUGCCUCCUCUGCCAAAGAGACCGGCACUUGAAAAAGCCAACGGUGCCACUACCAUGUUUAGCACUGCUGGCAUGCUCCAGUACCAACAGGCCCUGGCCAACAUGCAGUUUCAGCAGCAAGCUGCUUUUAUCCCGUCAGGCUCAAUAUUGUGCAUGUCACCUGCAGCAAGUAUUGUUCCCAUGAUGCACGGUGCUUCACCAGCCACUGUGUCUGCAGCAACCACAUCUGCCACAAGUGUUCCCUUCGCAACCGCCACCGCCAAUCAGUUGACUACCAACGAAUACAUGCAAUUGAUUCCCAUAAUAUCUGCAGACCAUCUGACUAGUCACAAGUAUUUGACUCAAAUGUAGUUCCUGUCCAGAACAAUCAAAUAUUAAAAAGUAUGCUGGUGUACCAUCAAGGACAACUUCCAGCAUUCACAGCCAUCACACCAUGAAGGUGUCAGUCUGAACCACGGGGAGAGAUCAUUCGUCUCUUAGCUGGGCCUCAGCCCCAGUCAUGCAUGUUAAAAUGGGGUAUGGCCAGGGUCAACACCAUCCAACACCAUCUAUCUUUAAACCAUCAGUACCACCAAUCGAAAGACUUACCCUCAAAACAACCCUUCAGCUUGAUAUUGAAGAGACCUUUCUUCUGGCACCAACAUAAUUGUAUGCCAAAACAGUGUACUUGCCCAAACAAAGUAACAUUUCACACAUACCUUAACACAUACGCCUGCACGUGUGCACGUACGUGUGCGCACACACACACACACACACACACACACAAACAGAAACACAUCCACUGUUUUAAAAUAAGUGGUGAUUUCACUUCAGAUUUAAACAGUAUUGGUACGUCAGUAGACCAAGAGAUUAAGUUUUAUUCGUAAUUUUUCAUUGUUUUAUUGUAUGGUUUACAAAAUGGUAAAAAGGUGCACCUUAAUGAGAGAGAAAAAAAAAACAUUCAAUGGCACAAACUCAUUUGAUGAGCAUAUUUGGUGACCUAAGUGUUCUGUAAUGGACGAUUCGAGUGAAAUUAGAUUUUACACAAACAGAAGGUCAGAAUUGGAUAAGACAGAUGAAUGUUUUAUUCAAAGCGCACAGAAACACCUGUGCUCUUCUCAAAGCACAUUCGCUUGAUUCUGAAUCACCCUCUAGCCUUUCCACACCAUACAUCCAAAACUAAAGGUGUUGUUUCAGCAGUGUUAUUAUGUUUACUCAAGAAUGAUGUUUUAUUUUAUUUUAUUUUGUUUUGUUUUGUUUUAUAAUGACAAUUGUUUUUAUACAUAAUUUCACAAAUGUGUGUGGGUUUUUUAUACUUUUAUUGCGUCUUUAUUAUUUUUUGUCAUUAAUUUUCUGAGUGCAUUUGCCAUAGCCCUCUAGUAUUUUGUGUUUCACCCCCAAAAAAAUCAGAGUGGCCUUUUUUCCGAUUUCAGUAUGUAGAACUAACUCACAUUUUGGCCCUUUUAUCUUUUUUGAAUGUUGUUUAUUGAUGUUGUUGCUGUUUUAUGUUUUAUUUUUCAAUAAAACGCAGGAAGAGAUGUUUUGGUAAUCUUAAAGUGAUAUGAAAAUGUGCCGAGGUUACUAGUCUCAUGACUUUAAAGGGUGUUUUUAGGGUAUAUGGCCAUGCAGGAGACGGGGAUAUGAGACCAGGAGGUCUGGUUUAAUGGCCAUCUUGAAGUCUCACAUUGUGGAAAGUGAGACUAUAAAAUUGAAGCAGGAAUAUGCACGGCUUGAAUGGAUGUCAGAUAUGAACAGCCGAGUGAUAUGAUGGUAAUUUUCUUUAAAAAAAUGUCUUUCCUCUGUGUAUUUCAUUGUGUAAUUACAUUUCAAUAUAUAUCCUUUAACAUGUCGGUAGCCAUUGUUUGAACUAUGUCUCUCAAUGUUCAUACCAAAGGUUUUUUUUUUUCCCCUAUUGGGCAGAGGGGUGAGAAAUGUGUCUUUUCCUUCUGAAUUCUGGCUGAUAAGAGGUCAGUGAGGUUACCCACUGAAUGAAAGCAAGUGGCAGAUUUAAGAAAUCAGAUGGAAUGGAAAUGAUGUUACGGAAUCUCCUUAGAACUAGACUUUCCAUUCUUAAGUAUUCUCGAGAUUCUGUUCCAUUGCUUUACUGAUUGUACUGUACCACUCUCAAAGCCUUAGCGUACAGCCUGGGCGCUUGCCCAUACAAAAUACUCUCAAUCUCAAUCAUUGUACAGGUCAUAAAUGCCAAUGAUAUUCUCUAGCUCUAAUGCAUAUACAUGUAUCACCUUGUUUUGUUUUUGAUUUCACAUACAUAACACACUCUCUGAUGAAUUUAUUUGAACAUCAUUGUUCAAAUAGUUUUACUUAAUAAUUUUAACUCAUUUAACACAGUAAUUUCAGCCUUAUUAUUGUACUUACCAUUGUCAUCUGUUGUAGGUUUUAGGUGUAUAAACCAUUCAGAAAAUGUCAUGCCAUAAUCAUCAUGUUUCAAUAUUUUGCAUCAGUUAGAACAUUUAUUUUCAUCUAUAGCUUAAUGUCUAUUUUUUCUUCUUCAAUCUCAUUAUUAGGACUUUUGUUGUUAUGUCUGAAUAUUAGACAUUUCUCCUUGUCUGUUUCAAUUUGUUGAACAAAGAGUUUUUGAUAUUGACAUCUUAAAACAAGGAAAACAAUGAAUUGACCUGUUGCUGUGGCAACAAAUUCUGGCUGACAAUAUUUUAACAAAUGAUUUUUUUAAUGUAUAACAAGAACAGAUCAUGUCUUGAAAUGAUUUUUUUUAGUUGUUUUCGUUUAAGCGUAGAAUCGUGUACAUGCUAGAGUGAAAGGAAAAAAAAAAAUUUUCUACUGUAUCCAUUUCAGAGAUUAAAAUAUUGUUUUAGUAUUUCUUAAGAAACUUAGCUAAACAUCCAAGAAUGUUAGGCCAAAUAUGAGCAGCGGUAAUCCUGGCCUUUUGGCCCUUAUCGAUCUCAGUGUGUGGAGAGGAAGAGAUGUCAUUGGGCUGGGCCUAAGCCCCGCCCCCGCCUGUGCUGCGCUGCGCGAGGGCUAGCCAGAACCUAAGGGACGAAGGUUGACUUUUUGCACUUCUGUAUAUAGUCAGUAAAAGAAAAAAAUAAGAAACGUGUAUAAUAUUGAAAUCUUAUUUUGAAUAAAAAAAGUCUAUAAUUAUAAGAAAUUUUGUUAGGUUAAUUUAAGGAAUUAGAAUAAAUGACCAGCUAACAAAUUUGCUUGCUAAUGUGGCUCUGUUUCUUCUGCCCAUCAUGUGAGAAAAAAAAAACAAACAAAACAAAACAACAAAGAGCUAGCAUUUGUUGUCAUUUUUAUGCUUAGCUUGUGGUUUGCCAGGAUAUCACCUACCGUAGGUUGGAAGGUCCCUCACUCCUAUAGUCUAUGGGGCCUCUCACGGGAGUCCUCUCAUACGUACAUGAAAUACAGCCCCCACCAACCUGUGUUAACAAUGACAAAAAAACAAACAUUUUAAAACUAGGAUACUUUAGCAUAGUUGGACAUGACAGACUGCAUGCCAAAAAAAUAUAUAAAAAAACUUAAAACAUACCAACAAAAAAUACAAAAAAAAUUCAAAAAGAAAUACCGUAGGAUAAGGACACAGUAAUAACAAGUAUUUAUCAUCAAACAUUUUUGAAUUAUACUUUAAGAUUCAAGGGUAAUUAUCAGGAUAAAAGAAAACCUAAAACAUGGUAAUAAAUACAUACUCAUAAAUAAAUUAUAUCUAAAAAAGUAAUUGAGAUGCAAAACCGCCCCCAGAAUAUGCUUGCCUAUAUAGUGCUUUACCAGCGCUGUUCAACCAAGACCACAGAUCCAUCUCAUUGCUUCUGUUGCCAGGCAACUGUGUGUCCAGCAGGUGGACACCUCAGUCAUCAACAAACAUAAACACCACAUGUGUUUUCUCUCUUAAAAUGAAUGUAAUCAUCUUCAAAUACUGAAAUAUACAUAGAUUAAGUGUCAACAUUUUUACUCACUUCGCCUUUUUUUGUUUUUGCACAAGUGCUAGUAUACCAAAGCAUCACUCCCCCACCCCUCACUCCCACUCCCACUGCACUGCACUCUUUGACAUGUCUUAUUGUGGAGCUGUCAACGCCCCCCCUGCCCUCCUGCAGGUGUUAGUCACCCAUUGAAGAGACUAGGACUGCAGAGAGGCUCUGCUUUUGUCGGUGACUUGGUGCACGUUUCUGGAAAGCAUCGUUGCUAACCAGUUAGCAAGUUACAUACUGGGUUUCCAAUGGGAAAUUGCAUUGCCACCAAGUAAGUUCCUAACUUAGUUAGCAAUGAUGUUGUCGAGAAUCAGGGUGCAGGACAGGUCCACUCAUGUAGUCUCCCUCUCUCUUGGGUUCAAGACUCGCAGUUUCUCUGCUGGACACACACGUCUGCCUGGCUGCUUAAAUGCUCUGUGUAUUAGACAAGACUUUACGAUUUUGCUUGUUCUUGCUGUAACAUGAGUAUUGUACUUUACAAAAAAAACAUGUUUUUAAUGCACAUUUAUUAUUGGCAUAAUUGAAUUGCUGUUAUGACUCAAAAAGUAAAAAAAAUAAAAUAAAACCAAAAUUGCGCAGAGAAGAA
Engraulis encrasicolus (European anchovy) is the source of this 6761-nucleotide messenger RNA. Its product is annotated as muscleblind-like protein 1. The record is from RefSeq and is a predicted model, not a curated record. Gene Ontology annotation, molecular function: metal ion binding; RNA binding. NCBI's taxonomy places the organism in Eukaryota, Metazoa, Chordata, Actinopteri, Clupeiformes, Engraulidae. Gene Ontology annotation, biological process: regulation of RNA splicing. The transcript has 13 exons. Gene Ontology annotation, cellular component: nucleus. The coding region runs from base 1329 to 2603 and encodes 424 amino acids.